This is a messenger RNA of Aphidius gifuensis, 2470 nucleotides long. RefSeq lists its product as uncharacterized. The record is from RefSeq and is a predicted model, not a curated record. The transcript has 7 exons. Lineage: Eukaryota; Metazoa; Arthropoda; Insecta; Hymenoptera; Braconidae. Bases 291 to 1622 code for a protein of 443 amino acids.
GGGGAGAGAUAAUAACAUUGCAUUGAAUUAAAAAAAUAAAAAAACUAAUCGUGUUGUUGAAGGAAAAAAAAAAUAUAAUAGAAGGAAAAUUUUUCAGUGUUCGGAGGUCAGUUACAUAUUACUCGUGGAAACCGGUAAAUAUGUAUGUUAAAUUUACUUGUCAGGAUUUAAUCCUGAUGAUGACUUUUUGGUUCAAGUAAAAAUGCCAAAUAUUUACAUCAACAAUAUGAUUGUUGCUAGUAGUGGAUAAAUUAUUGAUAAUUAUUUUAAUUAAUUAAACAAGUGAUAGAAUGGCUGAAGGAGGCUGUAAUAAUGAAGCCAAGACAAAUGGUGAUAAUCCAUUAUCAAAAAAUUCACUAGAGAUGAAUGAAUGUCUUGGCAAUUGGUUGACGUAUUUACAAAUGCUCAAUGGAUUGUGUUCAGCUGGUACAAAACUUGCCCAAUCAUUAAAAAUAUUAUUAUCAAAUCAUGAAGCAAUACUUGAUUGUCGAUUAACUGGACAAUGUUUAUUAGGAUGGGAAGAAUUAACACGUGCAACUAGCAUUGCAAGUAAUACUGUUAAACAUCAUGUUGUAACAGCAUUACGUGAUCAUGAAACACGUGAUAAUGAUAGUGAAAAACACGAUAUACUUCGUGACAAUUUAUUGACCUUCAUAAAUUUACAGUAUCAAUUUUGUGUGGCUUGCUGUCAAUGUUUAGGUGGAAUGGCUGAAUGUUCAUGUGGUAAAACUGAGUGUGAUAUUGCAGCAUUACAACAAUGUUUUGAACGUUUAUAUUGUAGUACAACACCAGGUGCUGUAUCAUCAUCAUCAAUACAUCAACAACAAAGUUGUCAUCGUUCACCAUUACAAUAUCCAUUAUUUCCACUUCAAGUACAAAGAAGAUGGUCAGAAACAGCUGCUGCUGAAAUUGCUGCUGAAAUAAAUGAAAAUACAAUGAGAAGAUGGUCAAUGCCAUGGGAUUGUCGUCAUGUUACUGAAUGGCCAAGACAACAACAAGAUGAAAAAACAAAAUUAAAAGUACCAUAUAAUGAUAGAAGUAGAUCAACAACACCUGAUUCUGUAUGGAAAUCAACUGGUAUGGCUAGUCAAGAUGGUCUUGAAGAAGCUAUCCAGCUAUUAUCUUGUCGUCCUGGAAUAAGACCGUCACAUCAAAAUUCUAGUUUUAUGAAUCAAUAUGUACCAGGUGUUACAUUAACAACAUGUAAUUUAGAAUCAAAUUAUGAUGGUACUAUUUGGCUUAAUUCAAGUAAAAUUGGAUUUGGCUCAAGUGAUCAUUCAGAUCAGUCUGGUUAUCGUGACAGUGAUCACAGUGGACAAAGUGAACACAGUGGAGGUAGUGGAAAUGGUCAUCGUGAUAGUAAAGAUAGUAUUCAUUCACACAGUGAUCAUGGAAGUCAUCGUGAAAUUGAAACAACUGGUGCCAAUGAUGUUCCAUCACGUAAAAGUAGUUCAUCAAAUGAAUCAUGUUUAUCUGGUAAUAGUAGAUCUGGUUCUGAUAGUGCUGGACCUGGUGAUACAUCAAGAUCACAGCUAUACUCAAUGUGGAGUGGUGGUGAUUUGCCAUUUAUUAAAUUACCAGAAAGCCAUGAAAAUCAAGAUGAUCGACCACCAACUAAUUAAUGAAUAAUUAAAUAAUAAUUAUUUACAAAAAAUUUUUUUGGAUUAUAAAAUAAUUUUUAAAUAUAAUUAGUCAAUUUGACUCUAAAAUUAUCUUGUGUAUUACGCACACUAAAAUCCACCAAGAUCUAGUCGUUCAAAAAAAAAAUAUAUAUAUGUUGUUUAUUAGAUACAAUUGAAUUUUCUUAAAAUAUUUUUUAUCAAAAUUUUUCUAGAAAAAUUAUUUGUUAAUAUUUAAUAUUUUUAAAAAGUUCAUCAAUGUUGUUUUUUAAAAUAAAUACAGUUCUUUUUUUUUUUUUUUUUUAGAAUAACUGCAAUUGAUUUGAGGUUUUUUUUUUUUGAAACAACGAAGUUGAAUUAAAAUAAUAAUAAGAUUAAGUAGAAUUUUUGAAUCUGAUUGUUUGAGUGGAUAAAAGAGGACCAAAAAAAUACUCAAGGAUCGACGGUCUACCAACAAAACCCAAUUAGAUAAUUUAAUAAUUAUUACAUGUUUGAAAAUUAUGAAAGAAUGAUUAUUAAAUCAUGAUGUUUGAUGUCAUGUAUGUCGAUUAUAUGUGUUAAUUUUUGUUUGACUGUGCAAUGAGUUUUUAAUUUUUUUUUGUCUUUAUGUCAACAAAAUUGUCUUUGUUGAUGGAAAUUUCAUUUAAUAAAUAAAAGAAAAAAAAUUAUUCAUCAUGAAUUUAUCAAUCUAUCAUGAUAAUAAUAUAUUAUAAAAAUAAUUUAUAUUGUUGAUAUUUAUUUAUUGUUAUUAGAUUUUUUUUCCAGCAAAAUUUAAAAAAAAAAAAACAAGCAAUUACUGGCUUUAGGGUAAUUAAUUUAUUUUUCAAAAAAAAAAAAUAUUUUCCUGGAUU